AUGUCCAGCUCGUCAUCAAGCCAGUCCUCACGUGGACCGGCUGAAGCAUCGUCUAGUCGCAUAUCGAACGGGAAGCAGCCCGCCGUCGAGGACGACUACAGCGAUGAGGAUGCCCUGCUGGCCGACGAUCCACUGGGACGCAAUCUCCCCGAGCAGUACGCGCAAUGCAAUUCCGACCCCAAGCUACCCCCCCGCGACUCUCCGCUCCCGCGAACCCCGCAGUCCCGGAUUCAGCAGCUCCGUAACAGUCCCCGCGGAAAUGGCUCCACAGAGCUCAUACUCAAGUACCUGAACACCCCUGGCACCGCGGGCGAACAGCUGCAAGACACCAAAGACGCGACUGGGCUGGAUUGGUAUGUCGAAGGCCCCGGGCGGCGAGUCGGCUAUGACGACCUCACGGCGAUAGACUGGAUUUUCGAGUAUGCGAAAGAACGGCAGCGGCUGAAAUAUCUCUACGCCAGCGCGACGGGGAUACUGGGGCAUCUGAAGCAGCUGGCUGAUGCGAGCCAGGUCUGGAUUAUCCUGGUGGCUGCGGGUAUUCUGAGUGGAGGAAUUGCGGCAUUCAUCGAUAUUGCGAGUGACUGGCUCGCCGACCUGAAGACGGGGCAUUGCAGCAACGUUGAUGGCGAUGGGCGAUUCUACCUGAACAAGGGAUUUUGCUGUUGGGGGUAUACGGAGAACUCUGAGUGUCACGAUUGGCAUCCGUGGGGGGAUGCAUUGGGGAUACAUUCUGAAGCUGGGAGCUGGAUCGUGGAGUACAUAUUCUUUGUCAUGUUCUCGAUACUGUUUGCUGCGUGUGCGAGUCUUUUGGUUAGCAGCUUCUCACCGUACGCGAGACAGAGCGGUAUCCCCGAGAUCAAGACGGUUUUGGGAGGAUUCGUGAUACGGCAUUUCUUGGGUGGCUGGACGUUGGUUACGAAGACACUUGGCCUGUGCCUCGCAGUCGCGUCAGGGCUCUGGCUUGGGAAAGAAGGCCCGUUGGUGCAUGUGGCGUGUUGUUCAGCGAACCUGUUCAUGAAGCUGUUCGGUAACGUCAACGGAAAUGAAGGUCAGUCUACCCCCUCGCUCGGCGUGCAACUCUCUCCUGACGGCUUUGUAGCAAGGAAACGAGAAGUCCUCUCAGCAGCAGCGGCAGCAGGUAUCUCAGUCGCUUUCGGGGCACCCGUCGGAGGUGUGCUCUUCAGCCUCGAGCAGCUAUCCUACUACUUCCCAGACAAAACCAUGUGGAGCAGCUUUGUAUGUGCCAUGGUCGCAGCAGUCACAUUGCAAGUGUCUAAUCCCUUCCGCACUGGCAAGCUGGUCUUGUACCAGGUUACCUACCACAGCGGAUGGCAUGAUUUCGAACUGGUGCCGUUCGUCCUGCUAGGCAUUCUAGGAGGCUUGUUCGGAGGUUUGUUCAUCAACCUCAACAUGAGCGUUGCAGAAUGGCGGAAGAACCGCACGUACUUGAAAGGGCCAGUGACUGAGGUGGUUCUGGUGGCAUUCGUCACAGCAGUUGUCAACUAUCCCAUCAAGUUCAUGCGAGCCCAAACCUCCGAACUGGUGUAUAUCCUUUUUGCUGAGUGCGCAGACCUCUCCGAAGACACCCUCGGGCUCUGUAAAUCAGGGAAAGCAAACACAGGCGUCAUUGCUCUGCUCCUGGUCUCUGCAGGCCUGGGCGUCAUCCUCGCAAGCUUGACCUUUGGCCUCACGAUCCCCGCCGGUAUCAUCCUCCCCUCGCUGGCAAUAGGAGGUCUCUACGGCCGCGCUGUCGGACUCAGCGUCGAAGUCUUCCAGCAAGCACUACCAUCCCUCUUCAUCUUCGGGUCCUGCGAACCAGACGUGCCCUGCGUAACGCCAGGGACGUAUGCCAUUGUGGGCGCUGCGUCCGCCCUAGCAGGCACAACACGAAUGACCGUCUCCAUCGUCGUCAUCAUGUUCGAGCUCACCGGCGCGCUCACAUACGUCCUUCCCAUCAUGAUCGCGGUCAUGAUCAGCAAAUGGAUCGGCGACGCCAUUUCCCCGCGCGGCAUCUACGAAUCCUGGAUCCACUUCAAAGGCUACCCUUUCCUCGACAACCGCGACGACAACGGGUCCUCGAUCCCCGACGUCUCCGCCGCACAUGUCAUGACGCGCAUCGAGGAUCUGACGGCCAUUACAGCAACAGGCCACACGAUCGCGUCGCUGCGCCACCUCCUCUCCGAGCACCGCUUCCGUGGCUUCCCCGUCAUAGACAACUCCCGCGACGCCCUCCUCCUGGGCUACAUCUCCCGCACUGAACUCACGUACGCGCUGCAGUCUGCUCUCGCGCCCUCGCGCGGCUUGCUAGAAGACACAGAAGCGUACUUCUCCCACCAGCCCCUCAGCGACCCAACCACAAGUCUCGAUCUGAGGCCGUGGAUGGAUCAAACGCCCAUCACGCUGAAUGCUAAGGCGUCGUUCCAGCUCACAGUCAGCAUGUUCCAGAGGCUGGGGCUGCGAUAUGUGCUUUUUACUGAGCGGGGCAUGCUCAGGGGUUUGCUGACGAAGAAGGAUGUUUGGUAUGUCAUGAACGGGAUGGAGGAGGAGCGGGAGGAGGGGGGUGCGGGGGUCGGCGUUGGCCGUGGAGGGCUGAGAGAGGAGACGGACGGUGUUGAGGAUGAGAGGGGGUUAUUGGGUACGGAAGAUGACGAGGACGAGGACAGUUUUCUUGGGGAUGGGAGGGAGAGGGGAGGGUAG
Molecule: messenger RNA, 2697 nt
Organism: Dothidotthia symphoricarpi CBS 119687
Lineage: Eukaryota; Fungi; Ascomycota; Dothideomycetes; Pleosporales; Dothidotthiaceae
Exons: 4
Coding region: 1-2697 (898 amino acids)
Biological process (GO): chloride transport; transmembrane transport
Cellular component (GO): early endosome; Golgi apparatus; membrane
Molecular function (GO): voltage-gated chloride channel activity
Source: RefSeq, a predicted model, not a curated record